Messenger RNA from Cornus florida, 1390 nucleotides. RefSeq names its product phenylacetaldehyde reductase-like. Gene Ontology annotation, molecular function: oxidoreductase activity, acting on the CH-OH group of donors, NAD or NADP as acceptor. The coding region runs from base 79 to 1056 and encodes 325 amino acids. The record is from RefSeq and is a predicted model, not a curated record. The transcript is spliced from 6 exons. Lineage: Eukaryota; Viridiplantae; Streptophyta; Magnoliopsida; Cornales; Cornaceae.
AGUAGCUCCUAUGUUAGUAUAUACGGAGUACUCCAUUGGAGAGAGAGAGAGGGAGAGAGAGAGAGAGAGGUUGCGAAAAUGAGUGGUGCGGGGAAGACCGUGUGCGUGACGGGAGCGUCUGGGUACAUAGCUUCAUGGCUCGUCAAGCUCUUACUCCAACGUGGUUACACUGUCAAAGCCUCUGUUCGCGAUCCGAACGAUCCAAAGAAGACAGACCAUUUACGUGCACUCGAUGGAGCUAAGGAGAGGCUUCAAAUGUUCAAAGCAAACCUUCUGGAAGAAGGUUCCUUUGAUGCUAUGGUUGAUGGGUGUCAAGGGGUUUUCCAUACAGCAUCUCCUUUUUACCAUGCAGUCACAGAUCCGCAGGCAGAACUAAUUGAACCUGCAGUAAAGGGAACACUUAAUGUCCUCGGGUCAUGUGCAAGAUCUCCAUCUGUUAAAAGAGUGGUUGUGACGUCUUCUAUUGCUGCAGUUGCAUACAGUGGGAAGCCUCGGACUCCUGAUGUGGUGGUUGAUGAGACUUGGUUUUCUGAUCCUGAGGUUUGUAAGGCAUCAAAGCUUUGGUAUGUGGUUUCAAAGACUUUAGCUGAAGAUGCUGCCUGGAAAUUUGUGAAAGAGAGGGGUAUUGACAUGGUUACAAUAAAUCCGGCGAUGGUUAUUGGUCCUCUGUUACAGCCUACAUUGAAUACAAGUGCAGCUGCUAUUUUAAGCAUAAUAAAUGGAUCACCAACUUAUCCAAAUACUACUUUUGGAUGGGUUAAUGUUAAGGAUGUUGCCAAUGCACAUAUUCAAGCAUUUGAGGUUCCUUCUGCCAGUGGAAGGUAUUGUUUGGUUGAGAGAGUUGUACACUAUUCAGAAAUUGUGAAGAUACUACGUGGGCUUUUUCCUGCUCUUCAACUUCCAGAAAAGUGUGAGGAUGACAAGCCCUUUGUGCCAACGUACCAGGUGUCCAAGGAGAAAGCAAAAACGAGCUUGGGCAUUGACUUCAUCCCUCUAGAGGAGAGCGUCAAGGAGACUGUUGAAAGCUUGAAGGAGAAGAACUUUUUCAAAGCUUGAAGGAGAACUUUUUCGGUUCCUCAGCUAUUUGAAGGUCUUUCCGGGAUAAAUAAUGAUGGAGAUCCAUAUUUUGCUCAGCUUAGUCUCAGUUAAUGUUUAGCAGCUUUCAGGUGUCUCCACUUAAAUCUUAAGACUCUUAAAACCUGUUAAAGAACAUGCUUUACAUAUUAAGAAUGAAACUGACUAUCAGGAUCAUGGUGUUGCUUUCUGAAAUAAGCAGGUCUAUUUGCAUACAUUUGAAAUAAUUCACGAAAUUGCGUUUGCAUUUUAUGUUGCUUUAUACAAUUUCACAAGAAAUGCUAUUCUUGAAUAACAACCUUUUUCGUACUUGAAA